AUGUCUUCACCAGAUGUUUCUUUAUCUCGGGCAUCUCAGAAUUUGUCUGAAGAAUUUGCUGAGGCUGCACGACAGGUUAAAAAAGAAGCUCCAAGAAUCCAGUUUGGCAAAAUUGAUGUCACACACCAACAUGAUUUGAGAAAAGAAUUUAAUAUUCAAGAGUUUCCUACUGUGAAAUUUUUUGUGGAUGGCAGCAGGGAAGAACCCAUAGACUGCAAAGGAGUCAGACAGGCUUCAGCCUUUAUUACAUGGGUGAAAAGAAGAACAGGACCUUGCACUGUUUUAAUCAACUCUACUGAUCAGGCUGAAGCCAUCAUACAUGCUGAUGAUUUGGCAGUAAUUGGCUUUUUUAAGGAACUUCACAAUGACAGUGUGGAAGUUUUCUGUGAGACAGCAAGAGAUGUGCCAGAGAUGCCUUUUGGGAUGACAGCCAGUGAGGACGUCUGUGCUAACUACGGCAUCCAAAAGAAUGCCCUUGUUGUGUUUAAAAAGGGAAAACCUGUGCAUAAUGAAGUGCUUGAAGAUGGCAGACAGAACAAACUGGAUCUAACGAGGCUAAUCAAAACCUUUACCUUGGAUUUGGUCACUGAAUAUAAUUUUGAGAGUGGCACAGAUGUUGAAUCUUUUGCUUCCCAGACAUCUGUGAAGAUUUUUGAUGUCCCUGUUGAAAAUCACAUCCUGCUGUUCACCCCAACGAACUCGGAGACAUUCAAUGUGAUUUAUGAAAACUACAAGUCUGCUGCUGCGGAAUUUAGAGGAAAGAUAAUGUUUGUCUUGGUGGAUACUAAUGAAACAAGGAAUGGACGAGUUUUUGAGUAUUUUCGCAUCAGGGAAGUUGACGUUCCUGCUGUGAGAAUCCUAAAUCUAACAAGUGAUGCAAAGUACAAAAUGCCUGCAGAUGAGGUGACUGUGGAGAACCUGAAAGAAUUUUGCCAAAGCUACCUAAAUGGAAAAGCAAAGGUACAUCUCUCUAGUGAAGAAAUUCCAGACGACUGGGACAAGAUGCCUGUCAAAGCGCUUGUUGGGAAGAAUUUUGACAGGAUUGUCUUCAACAAGACCAUGACUGUGUUUGUUAUGUUUUAUGCCUCUUGGUCCUAUGACUGCAGAAAACUCCUGCCAAUCUGGGAUAAGCUAGGAGAGCAAUAUGAAAGUCACAAAGACAUUAUCAUUGCAAAGAUAGAUGUCACAGCAAAUGACAUCCUGUCUGUUGGAUUAGAUCGCUAUCCGUUCUUCAGACUCUUUCCUGCUGGACCAGAUUAUCAGGUGGCCUAUACUGGGGAGCAUACCUUGGAGGCAUUUUCUGAAUUUUUAGAAGAACAAAGCAAGACAAAAGCAGAACCAGGAGCGAAGGAUCCUUCAGAAGGAAUCAAAGAGGAUCUCAGCCAAAAAGAGACUGUAGUAACAGCGAAAGAAGAACUUUAA
Gavia stellata (red-throated loon) is the source of this 1422-nucleotide messenger RNA. It is a transcript of the gene PDILT, whose product is annotated as protein disulfide isomerase like, testis expressed. The record is from RefSeq and is a predicted model, not a curated record. Gene Ontology annotation, cellular component: endoplasmic reticulum. The transcript has 11 exons. NCBI's taxonomy places the organism in Eukaryota, Metazoa, Chordata, Aves, Gaviiformes, Gaviidae. Gene Ontology annotation, biological process: protein folding. Bases 1 to 1422 code for a protein of 473 amino acids.